AUGGCGCCGUCGUACAACAAGACCAUCGCCACCGCGGCCUCGCUGGCGGCGUCCCUGAUGCUCGUCCGCAGUCUCGCGAACGAGCUGCUGCCGUCCGAGGUGCGCGACGCGCUGUCCUCAGCCCUCGCCAGCCUCCGCUCACGCAUGACGUGGCAGCACACCAUCGUCAUCGAGGAGACCGAGGGCUGGUCCAGCAACCGCGUCUACAACGCCGUCAAGGCCUACCUGGCCACGCGCAUCAACACCAACAUCAACAUGCAGCGCCUGCGCGUCAGCAGCGCUGACGAACCCGAGAAGAUGGUCGUAAGCAUGGAGGCGGGCGAAGAGAUGACAGAUGUGUAUCAAGGAGCGGAGUUCAAGUGGUGCCUGGUCACCCGCGAGGUCAGUGGCGACCUGAACAACGGCGAUGGCGGGGCCCGGGAGAUCAGGUCCUAUGAACUGAGCUUCAACAAGAGGCACAAGGAGAAGGCCCUGAAAGAGUAUCUCCCGUUCAUCGCCGCCACGGCCAAGGCCAUCAAGGACCAGGAGAGGAGCCUCAGCAUCUACAUGAAUGAACGCUACGACGAGUGGUCCCCGAUUGACCUCCAACAUCCCUCCACGUUUGACACGCUAGCCAUGGACCAGAAGCAGAAGCAGUCAAUUGUCGAUGACCUCGACAGGUUCAUCAAGAGGAAAGAGUACUACAGGAAGAUCGGCAAGGCGUGGAAGCGUGGGUACCUGUUGUACGGCCCGCCGGGCACCGGCAAGUCCAGCCUCAUCGCCGCCAUUGCCAACCACCUCAGGUUUGACAUUUACGACCUCGAGCUGACCGGGGUCAAUUCCAACUCGGACCUCAGGAGGCUUCUUGUCGGGAUGACCAACCGGUCCAUUCUCGUGGUUGAGGACAUCGACUGCACCAUUGAACUGGAGCAGCGGGAGGAAGAUGACGAGGAGGAUUCCAAAUCCAAUUCUACAGAAAAGAAGGCACAAGACAAGGUUACAUUGUCUGGGCUGCUCAAUUUUGUAGACGGCUUGUGGUCGACAAGUGGGGAGGAAAGGAUCCUCAUCUUCACAACCAAUUACAAGGAGCGUCUCGACCCAGCACUUCUGCGGCCUGGCAGGAUGGACAUGCACAUCCACAUGGGGUACUGCACCACAGAGGCCUUCCAGAUCCUUGCCAAUAACUACCAUUCCAUUGACUACCAUGUCACCUAUCCUGAGAUCGAGGCGUUGAUCGAGGAGGUCACGGUGACGCCUGCAGAGGUCGCCGAGGUUCUGAUGAGGAGCGAUGACACUGAUGUUGCCCUCCAUGAUCUUGUCAAGCUCCUAGAGUUUAAGAAGAAAGAGGCCACUGAGAUCAAGACUGGAAGUAAGCAGGCGGAAGAGAAGAAAGAUGGUGAUGAGAUCAAGACUGGAAGUAAGCAGGCAGAAGAGAAGAAAGACGCCAAUGAGAUCAAGACAGAGAGUAUGGAGGUGGACGGUGGCGAUGAGAUCAAGGCUGAAAGUGUGCAGGUAGAGGAAAAGAAAGAUGACAAAGAAGCGGUGGUGAAGAAUGAGUUCACAGAAAAUGGAAGCGGCUAG
Molecule: messenger RNA, 1560 nt
Organism: Triticum turgidum subsp. durum (durum wheat)
Lineage: Eukaryota; Viridiplantae; Streptophyta; Magnoliopsida; Poales; Poaceae
Source: the annotation of a GenBank genome assembly